Messenger RNA from Apis cerana (Asiatic honeybee), 5349 nucleotides. It is a transcript of the gene Ass, whose product is annotated as argininosuccinate synthase. Gene Ontology annotation, molecular function: ATP binding; argininosuccinate synthase activity. The record is from RefSeq and is a predicted model, not a curated record. Gene Ontology annotation, biological process: urea cycle; L-arginine biosynthetic process. Gene Ontology annotation, cellular component: cytoplasm. NCBI's taxonomy places the organism in Eukaryota, Metazoa, Arthropoda, Insecta, Hymenoptera, Apidae.
CAUUAAUCAUGGGUCAACAAGCGGAGUUAUAUAUAUGUGUAUAUAUAUAUGAGAUCCAACAGUCGAUUUACAAAAUUAAUAUCAUCAUAUUGCUUUUAAAUUCCGAUUGAAUCAAAAGUUUAAAAAAAUGUCCGAAACAGCGAAGAAAGUUGUUUUAGCUUAUAGCGGUGGCUUGGAUACAUCAUGUAUAUUAUUAUGGUUGAAAGAAAAGGGAUAUCAAGUUAUAGCUUAUAUGGCGAACAUAGGACAAGAAGAAGAUUUUGAUGCUGCUAGAAAAAAAGCGUUAAAAAUUGGUGCUACGAAGGUAGUAAUAGAAGAUCUUAGAGAAGUUUUUCUAUCAUCAUUUGUAUGGCCAGCCAUUGCAUGCGGACUUCUUUACGAAGAUAGAUAUCUUUUGGGUACGGCAAUCGCUCGGCCAUGCAUUAGCGAAGGUCUUAUAAGACUUGCAAAAAGUGAAAAUGCAUACAUAAUCGCUCAUGGUGCGACAGGAAAAGGUAACGAUCAAGUUCGUUUUGAGUUGAACUGUUACAGCCUUUAUCCAGAUAUCCAGAUACUCGCACCUUGGAGGGAAAAAGAAUUUUACACAAGAUUUUCAGGAAGACCGGAUUUGUUAAAAUACGCACAACAGAAUGGUAUUCCUAUUUCAGUAACACCAGAAGAGCCAUGGAGUACUGAUGCGAAUCUAUUACACGUUAGUUAUGAAUCGGGUAUUUUAGAAAAUCCAAAUGCAUUAGCUCCGAAAGAAAUAUAUAAAAUGACAUGUGAUCCAUUAUGUUCUCCAACGGAACCGGAAGAGAUUGAAAUCAAAUUUGAGCAAGGAUAUCCGUCGUCCGUCAAACAAUUAAAAAAUAAUGAAACGUUUCUCACUCCGCUUAAAAUAAUGCAAUAUUUAAAUGAAGUUGGUAAUCUACAUGGUAUAGGACGUAUCGACAUUGUCGAGAAUCGUUUCAUUGGUUUGAAAUCUAGAGGAAUUUACGAAUCGCCGGGGGCAACGAUUCUAUAUAAAGCACAUCAAGAUUUAGAGAUUUUUAUAUUGGAUCGUGAGGUUUUAAGAAUAAAAUCUUAUUUGACUAAUAAAAUGUCUGAUUAUGUCUACAAUGGUUUCUGGUUUUCUCCUGAAUUUGAUUUCGUACGGAAUAACAUAUUAUAUUCUCAAAAAUACGUAAAUGGUACGGUUCGAUUGCAGUUGUACAAGGGAAAUGUAUUUGUACUUAGUCGGCAUAGCAAAACUUCUUUAUACAACCAAAGUUUAGUUUCAAUGGACGUACAAGGAGAUUUCGAAUCUGAAGAUGUGGGUGGUUUUAUUCGCACACAAGCUUAUAGAUUGAAAGAAUUUAAUCGUUUCAAAAAACAAUGUGAUAUUUAAAUUCAUUUAUUAACAUAUGUUAAAUAUUAUAUAUUUUAAAAAGAAUAUAUUAAUUAAAUUUUAUAUAUAAUUUAAGGAGGAAAUAAAAAAUUUGUGUGUAAUUAUUUAAAAAAGAAACGAAUUUAAUUAUUGAGUAUCAAUUUUAAGAUACUUUUUAUUUUAUUUCAAUUAAAUUUUAUGUUAUAAAUUUUACAUUUGAGUUGUUCUAGAGGUAAGGUCAAUGAAAAAUACAAGUACAAUUAAUUUACUUUCAAUUAGUUAUUAAUAAUUAAACCUUAGAAUAAUUAGCAUAUUUGUAAAGAUUAUAAUAACGUAUAAUAUGCAUUGUUUUAUCUGUAUUAAUAUUAUAUACAAUAUUUCUUAUCCAAUCUAAUAGAUCCGCAACAUAAGAGAAAACGUCAAACAUGAGAAUAUGUAUUUCAAUCAGUAUAUCUCUUCUAUCGAUGACUAUGUAACACUUUCACUCUGUUUCUUUCUCUCUCUAUUCAUAUUUAUAUAUUUAUAUUUUUAUAUAUAUAACAUGCAAAAUAUUAUAAACUAAGAAAGGUAAUUCUGUAUAUAUAUCUAUAAUUAAUAACCUGCAGCUUUAUUAUAUAACAUUGUAUUCACAUUUGCAUCGUAACAUUAAUUCAAGUAUCUAAUAAGUGUCUCUUUUCUUAUUUAUUUAUAGAUAUUAAUAAGAAAACAGACGAUAUAGUUCAAUUUGAUAUUGUUAAGUAAAUAGAGAUGAUAGAAUGAAUCGAUAUUUUUCAGUACAUAUUGUUUUCGAGUUUGUAAAGAAAUAAAAAAUUAUGAAUUAAAUUUGUAUUAAAUUGAUGUUUUAACAAUAUUAAAACAAAAAAAAAAUAUAUAUAUAUUUUUUGAAUAAAUACAUUUGUAACGAUGCAUCAAUACAAAAAAGUCACAUUAGAAAUCCAAUAAUUCUUUUAUUUGCAUUCUUUGGAUGAACAUAAAAAAUUAUAAAUUAUUUCUUUUGAAUAAAAAUAGUUUAAUGGAAGUCAGGGGUAAGCGUGCGAACAAACUUGGCUCAGUAAACAACGUCCUCUCUUACUUAACAACAUCAAGCAUUUCUUUAUUUUAGCCAUUUAUUCUUCAUUUCAUCAUUAUUAUUUAUGUACAACCAGCUUAAUGUCUUGCUAUCGUUAGUCGUAAUAAGUCUACUAAAACUCAUGUGCCAUUGGAGAUGAUGUGCGCCCGUGGGAACUUAUAUAAAAAAUUAUUUUUUUGAUACAGCGGAGUGAUUUUGGUGUUACUUACGAAUUAUUACGAUCUUUACCUAGUAACUUAUACUGAGAUCUAGUAGGUUAUACAAUCUAUCGGCCUCCCUUAAAUAUUACAAACCUUAUCACAUAUAUAGAGGUGUGUAUUAGUACUUAUUACUUUUUAUACAUAGAUAUUUGUAUUCUGUUUAAAUUGCUGCCAAUGAUUUCUUCUCGUAUGUACAAUUACAAACCACGUAUUAUACAAUCAUAAUACCUAGUACACACAUUCCUUCUUGCUCUCUUCCAUUCUCACUUUCAUUCCUAUUUCCAUCUUUUCUCUUACGCUCCCUCUCUUAUUCGCUUUCUCUUUAUCAAACUCACUCUCUUCUUUAAUUCUUUCUUCUUAAUAUUUUUUUUCUUUGUUUUAGAAUUCGUGUCACUAUUGAGCUCGUUAUUUUAACACGACGCAAUUUCAUAAUCAGAGGAAUUCUUUCAUUCGAAGACACUUGCGAUUGGUCAGUCUAAUGGUACAAUAUAGACAAUAAUCGAGCAAAAACAAUUAAAAUCGUGGAAUUGCUUUGUCGAUUAAUAAAAAAUUUUUCAUUUCUGAGCAUCGUUUUCUAAUACGUGAUAUGUCAGAAUUUUUCACUUCUGAUAUAUCGUUUUAUAUUACUAACUACGCUCAGGACACGAAAAAUUAAACAAAUAGAAAAAUAACACAUGCAGAAUGUCGUUAAAAGCAUUCGCUGGAAGAUAAACACGUACUGAUUGUACAUGAAAAUAUUUAAAUCAUUAUAAACGAUUUUCUCUUUCAGAAAAAAUCAUUUAAUUCAUCGUAUGAUAUUUUCGAAUAGAGAAAAUCGAUUACGUUUAACAUGAUGUCACAUUUCAAUGUUUCUUUUUUUUUUUUUCUCUUUUUUUUUUUUUCUUUUUUUUUUACAUUUCCUAACAUUUUAUAUCGUAUAUUACAUCGUAUUAUAACGUACCAUCUAUCGUAUUCGAAUAUCAAAUAUAAGUAAUUUGUAAUUAUAUAUGCCAAUAGACAUGUUUUCGGAAAUCUUGCUCGAAUACCGAUAAUGAUCGACGUUAGUAAACGGAAAAACAGUACAUAUUUAUUACGCCUAGACUUAAACUUCGAUUCGAUUUAUAUCUAUGACAAUUCCAUUAUCUCCUCGAAACAUCGCUUUUUUUUUUUUGUUUAUAUCGAAAGAACACAAGAUUAUUUUUCUCACUUUCCCUUUUUUCACAUAUUAUUAAUGUCACCCUCGCAGGAAAUCAUCUCACUGCAUUAAGUGCAUACAACAAGAAUUAACAUACGGAUGACUAAAUCAUUGUACAUGCUAAGACGCGAAUAUUAAUAUCGCAGUGAAUACAUUGCUAAAAGUUGAGAGCCAAGAUUUCAUCGUAAAUCUUGAAUUUUGAUUAGCAAACACCCGGGAACAAUACCGGUGUAUUAAAUAAAAAAAGAUGUAAGAUAGUCUACUGUAUUGCUAGAAUUAGUAUUGACGAUCAACGAAUGCGUGAUCGCAUUGAUAUGAAAGCGCACACAACACAUGAGAAUAAAGAGCAUUCCACGUAUGAAUGCUUAUUAUAUUAUUAUCAAUAUUUUUUUUUUUUUUCGUUCAUCUCCGAUGCACUUGACAACGAAAACAGGAUUACGAAUACCGACGCGAAUAUAUACUUAUAAAUUUUCGCUUUCUAUUUUAUUACACCUGCUGUGUACUAUUUUCGAGCUCCUUGUUUGCGAUCCUGUUUCUCAAUAUUCGAUACAAUAUUUCAAUCGGUCGCAAACAAUGACAACACACAAUAAAUUCAAUCAAUAUACCCGAGAAAUAUUUCGGACAAUUAUUUACGACAUUAUUUUUUUCAAACCGUUAUACGUUUCCCUGUCAAUCAUUUACUUGCACUUAGAAUUCACAUUUCUUUUGCCUGGUCGUAAUUGAUAAGUAUCUAAACAAAUCAUAGACAGGCACACAUACAAUUAACGUUACUCUACAAACGUGGAUAUUUCGUGUUCUUCGACAUAGAUACACGCCUCCUACGCUUUCCUGUUCGUUAUCUCGACACGUUUUUCUUUAGCGUCGACUCCAUUCACUCGUUUGGAGGAAACGCUCAAGAAAUUUGAACGACUAUAUAUUAAACAAAUUUAAUGCGACGGAAUCAGGUCUAAGCGUCUCUGUAAUAAUAAAUCAUUUGUAUACACUGUAAUGUCAUCUUUAGGCGAGGGGCAUUUCAGCAAUUUAAACGCAAGCCAAACUUUCGACGGAAUUCUUGAAGAUCGGAAAUAGAUUUCUUCUUUUCCUUUUUCUUGUUUUCAUCGAUCGCAUUUUUCGCGAAAUUCCUCUUCAAAAUUUACAUAAUGUGCAAUGUUACACGAUCGAUUUUUAAAGCGACGUUUAACGAAAACGUCAAACUCUACGAGGUUCGUCGAAAACAAAGUUAUACGAUAUACCAUGAUAGAUCAUGUUGAAAAAAAAACUCAGAAUAAAUAAAAUUAAACAUUACGUAUUAGUGAUCUAUCAUCGAUAUCUUAUACACUUUGCCAUUUGACAGAGUUUGAAAAUAAGACGAAUUCAUUUUUGAUGAUCUUACGAACAUCGCGUAUUUAGUAUGUACCAAACUGCGUAUUCGAUCUUUGAAUAUUAUUUAAGAUCUUUACAUUGUUCGCAACUGUAAAGUAUUUGUUCUAGUAUCACGUAGAAAGGAACAUGUAUUUGUGAACAGUAAAUUCUUUUGAAUUAAGCAAAAAUAAAAUUAAGCAUAUUUUGUUAAUGCCACAAA